Messenger RNA from Pipistrellus kuhlii (Kuhl's pipistrelle), 1263 nucleotides. It is a transcript of the gene BCAP31, whose product is annotated as B cell receptor associated protein 31. Bases 194 to 928 code for a protein of 244 amino acids. Gene Ontology annotation, cellular component: endoplasmic reticulum membrane; endoplasmic reticulum. Lineage: Eukaryota; Metazoa; Chordata; Mammalia; Chiroptera; Vespertilionidae. The record is from RefSeq and is a predicted model, not a curated record. The transcript is spliced from 8 exons. Gene Ontology annotation, biological process: endoplasmic reticulum to Golgi vesicle-mediated transport; intracellular protein transport.
AGCCUACGGGGCCUCGCUUCGCCUGGGAGAGGGGCGGGACCCUGUCUGCGCUUCCGGUUUCCGGCUGUGGGGGGAAGGGGCGUGGUCAGAGCCAGGGUGGGAGAGUUUGGCGGCAGCGGAGGAGCGUGCUCGGUUCUGUGAGAAACUCGGAGAGAAGCUCACAUUUCGCUGUUGGAAAUCUUCUAACAACAGGAUGAGCCUGCAGUGGACUGCAGUUGCCACCUUCCUCUAUGCAGAGGUCUUUGCUGUGCUGCUUCUCUGCAUUCCCUUCAUUUCACCCAAAAGAUGGCAGAAGAUAUUCAAGUCCCGGCUGGUGGAAUUGGUAGUGACCUAUAGCAACACCUUCUUUGUGGUCCUCAUUGCCAUCCUUGUGCUGCUGGUCAUUGAUGCUGUACGUGAGAUUUGGAAGUAUGACGACGUGACAGAGAAGGUGAACCUCCAGAACAACCCUGGAGCUGUGGAGCACUUCCACAUGAAGCUUUUCCGUGCCCAGAGGAAUCUCUACAUUGCUGGCUUUUCCUUGCUGUUGUCCUUCUUGCUUAGACGCCUGGUGACCCUCAUCUCUCAGCAGGCCACGCUGCUUGCCUCCAAUGAAGCCUUUAAAAAGCAGGCAGAGAGCGCUAGUGAGGCAGCUAAGAAGUAUAUGGAAGAGAAUGAGCAGCUGAAGCAGGAAGCUGCUGGUGGUGGAAUCAAGUUGGAUGCCAGAGAGACGAAGUUGGAGUUAGCGAACAGUGACUUGCAGGCUGAGCUGAAGAAGCUGAAGGAUGAACUGGCCACCAACAAGCAAAAACUAGAGAAAGCUGAAAACGAGGCUCUGGCCAUGCGGAAGCAAUCUGAAGGCCUCACCAAGGAAUAUGACCGUCUGUUGGAGGAGCACUCGAAGAUGCAGAUGAAGAUAGAUGGUCCCACGGACAAGAAGGAGGAGUGAGGGCACCUCCUGUCCACCUGUGGCCGUGGCCUGGCCCAUGUUUGCUGCUUCCUGAGGGCCAGUCCUCCUUCGGUAUUUGCACUUCCUGUCCCUCACACUGCUUUCAGUUUCCUGUUCUCCCAGAACCGCACUGGGGCCUGGAUUUUCACCUGCUCAGGGUGAAAAGGCGGGCACCUGGAACCCUUGCAGUGGGGCUUGCUUCCUGCUGGGUUGAGCCCCUUUUUGUUGCUCGUUCAUGUUUGGGGUCCCAAGGCCCCUUUUCUCUGGUCCUGCAGGAGGGUGGGUGGAGCAGGCAGAGUAGUUUCUUUUGGCAAUAAAGGUUGUUAUGAAGUGUC